AUGGAGUCGGCAAGGGGCCCCCCGAAGGUCAAGAACAAGGCCGCGGCCCCCAUCCAGAUCUCGGCAGAGCAGCUCCUGCGCGAGGCCGUCGACCGUCAGGAGGUCGCGCUCCAGGCGCCGACGCAGCGCUUCUCCGAUCUUGAGGAGCUCCACGAGCAUCAGGGGCGCAAGCGGCGCGAGUUUGAGGACUACGUGCGACGGAACCGCGUCCAGCUCAACAACUGGCUGCGCUAUGCCGACUGGGAGAUCCAGAACAAGGAGCUGGCGCGUGCCCGGUCCAUCUUUGAGCGCGCGCUCGAUGUGCACCCCAAUUCGGUGUCGCUAUGGCACAGGUAUAUCGAGGCCGAGAUGAAGACGCGCAACAUCAACCAUGCGCGCAACCUGCUCGAUCGCGCCGUCGCGCGCCUGCCCCGCGUCGACAAGAUGUGGUACAAGUACGUGUACAUGGAGGAGAUGCUUGGAAACGUGCCGGGCACGCGGCAGGUGUUCGAUCGCUGGAUGCAGUGGCACCCCGAUGAGGCUGCGUGGAGCGCGUACAUCAAGCUGGAGAAGCGCUACGGCGAGUUUGACCGGGCACGCGACGUCUUCAGGAGGUUCAUCACCGUUCACCCCGAGCCUCGAAACUGGAUCAAGUGGGCAAAGUUUGAGGAGGAGUACGGGACGAGCGACAUGGUCCGGGAGGUUUUCAACAUGGCCAUUCAGGAGCUGGACGAGUUUGCGGACGAGAAGCUCUUCAUCGCGUACGCCCGCUACGAGGCCAAACUCAAGGAGUACGAGAGGUCGAGGCUCAUCUACAAGAUUGCCCUCGACAAGCUGCCGAGGUCCCGGUCCAUGGCGCUGCACAAGGCCUACACAACUUUUGAAAAGCAGUUUGGCGACGAGUCUGGCGUCGAGGACGUUGUGCUGUCGAAACGGCGGGUACACUACGAAAACCAGGUCAAGGAGAAUCCCAAAAACUACGACAUCUGGUUCGACUACACGCGGCUCGAGGAGACAUCGGGAGACGUGGAUCGCAUCAGGGACGUCUACGAGAGGGCGGUUGCGCAGGUUCCACCAGCACAGGAGAAACGAUUCUGGAGGCGAUACAUCUACCUGUGGGUCUACUACGCCAUCUGGGAGGAGCUCGAGGCCAAGGAUAUUGAGAGGGCGCGGCAAAUCUACAAGGUCUGCCUCGAUCUGAUUCCGCACAAAAAGUACACCUUUGCCAAGAUCUGGCUCUUGAAGGCGCAGUUCGAGAUCCGCCAAGGCGAGCUCACAACGGCGCGCAAGACGCUGGGACAAGCCAUCGGCAUGUGCCCCAAGGACAAGCUGUUCCGCGGCUACAUUGAGCUGGAGCUCAAACUCUUCGAGUUUGUCAGAUGUAGGACCCUGUACGAGCGAUUCCUACAGUACAACCCGGCCAACUCGCAGACAUGGGUCAAGUUUGCCGAGCUGGAGCGUGGCCUGGACGAUCUCGACCGCACGCGAGCCAUCUUUGAGCUCGCCGUCGGCCAGCCGGUCCUCGACAUGCCCGAGCUGCUCUGGAAGGCAUACAUCGACUUUGAGGAGGAGGAGGGCGAGUACGAGCGCGCGCGAGAGCUGUACGAGCGGCUUCUCGAGAAGACAGAUCACGUCAAGGUCUGGAUCAGCUAUGCCCACUUUGAGCUCGGCGCCUCGGAAGAGGACGAGGCCGACGACGAGAACGAGGAGCAGCCAGUCAGCGAGGAGGCCAAGGCGCGGGCGCGCAAGGUCUUCGAGCGCGGCCACAAGGGCAUGCGUGAGCAGGAUCUUAAGGAGGAGACGGUGACGCUGCUGAACGCGUGGCUGUCGUUUGAAAAGGCGCACGGCUCGGCGGAGGACGUUGAGAAGGUGCAGAAGCAGAUGCCGCGCCGCGUCAAGAAGAGGCGUCUGCUGGAAGACGACACGCACGAAGAGUACAUCGACUACGUGUUCCCGGCCGAUGACCAGCAGUCCCAGAGCCUCUCGAACCUGCUGGCCAUGGCGCAGGCAUGGAAGCAGCAGGGCGGCGGCGAUGCCGCGUGA
Messenger RNA from Verticillium alfalfae VaMs.102, 2022 nucleotides. Its product is annotated as pre-mRNA-splicing factor clf1. The record is from RefSeq and is a predicted model, not a curated record. Gene Ontology annotation, cellular component: Prp19 complex; U2-type catalytic step 2 spliceosome; precatalytic spliceosome. Gene Ontology annotation, biological process: mRNA splicing, via spliceosome; spliceosomal complex assembly. Bases 1 to 2022 code for a protein of 673 amino acids. Gene Ontology annotation, molecular function: protein binding. NCBI's taxonomy places the organism in Eukaryota, Fungi, Ascomycota, Sordariomycetes, Glomerellales, Plectosphaerellaceae. The transcript has a single exon.